Magallana angulata is the source of this 2283-nucleotide messenger RNA. Its product is annotated as solute carrier organic anion transporter family member 4A1-like. Lineage: Eukaryota; Metazoa; Mollusca; Bivalvia; Ostreida; Ostreidae. The record is from RefSeq and is a predicted model, not a curated record. Gene Ontology annotation, molecular function: protein binding. Bases 113 to 2104 code for a protein of 663 amino acids. Gene Ontology annotation, biological process: sodium-independent organic anion transport; transmembrane transport. The transcript is spliced from 13 exons. Gene Ontology annotation, cellular component: membrane.
ACACUAGUCGCCAUUGUUUAACAAGUCGGAAAAAUAGAGAUAUAACAGAGUGUAUCCUCAGAGUGCCCAACAGUACGGACGUUACCCACAAUUAUUUAAAAUAAAGACAUUGAUGUCGAUGGACAACGGGAACAAAAAGAAAAGCCGGGUUGGUGAAGACGAUGAAGAAAUCGAACCGUAUGGAUGCUGCUGUUUCAAACCAAAAUGCCUGCAAGUCUUCAAUAAAAUCCAGUGGAACGUCUUCUGGCAGUGCAUAUUCAACUUUUUUGAAGGAUUCAUUGUAAAUGGCGUCGUCAACGUAAUUAUUCCAGCGUUGGAGAAGAGAUACAGUCUAUCCAGUCAACGCUCUGCUAUCAUCGCGUCUGGAAAUGACUUUGGAGCUUUUAUUUUCUUUGUAUUCAUUGGGUACAUUGGGGAACGUGUGCAUAAACCUAAACUAAUGGCAGCGGGGGUGUUGGUGAUGUCGCUCGGGAGUUUUGUCUUUCUCUUACCUCACUUUAUCGGAGAAAAAUAUCACUAUACUCUUUCGGAAAACAAUGGGAUAAAUAACAGUACAGGAGCCAUGUGUAAUUUAGACCAUGCGUCGGAACAAUGUGAAACAACUGCGUCAGACACGUCGUCCUAUGUCGGGUAUUACGCUAUGUUCAUUUUAGGACAAAUGUUCCAUGGAAUAGGAGCGGUGCCUAUGUUUACCAUAGCCUUGACAUAUAUUGAUGAAAAUUGUAAACAUAAAAUGACGUCUUUUUACGUCUCCUUGACCUUCUGUUCCGCUGCUGUUGGCGUGGCCGUUGGUUACAUUGUUGGAGGUCAAACACUCGAGUAUUUUGUGGACAUUGAUAAAGUUCCUCAAUCUGCGGUUGAUUUGACCCCGAAUGACCCCCAAUGGGUAGGAGCCUGGUGGAUUGGAAUAGUCAUGAGCUUUUUCGCCUUUUUCUUUAUUGUACUACCGACUUUGGGCUUUCCAAAACGUUUACCAGGAUAUAAAGAGCUUCAGAAGACGAAAAUAUCAGAGGCAUAUGACUCCGGAAAAAACGACGAAGCAACCACAAGACCAGAUUUUGGCACGAAAUUUAAGGACAUUCCAAAAGCAGUUUGGCUGCUGCUAAAGAAUCCCACGUUUGUUUUCAUCAUGCUAGGAGCUACAAUAGAAUUGCUGGUGGUCGGCGGACUUGCUGUGUUUGGGGCCAAACUUAUUCAUGUUUUGUUCAACGUUGAUUUAACAACCGCGGGAAGUGUUAUGGGUAUCAUAACUAUUCCCGGAUCUGGAGGGGGUAUGCUUCUGGGAGGGUAUAUACCCAAGAAACUGAAACUGCGAUGUCGUGGAAUCAUCCGACUAUGCUUCAUUUGUAUGGCUAUUUGUCUUUUGUUUUCUCCUACAUUUCUUAUUAACUGUCCUGAUCAACCAAUAAGUGGACUGGAUACUCCAUACAUAAAACAGAGUGGUAUACAGGGAUUGGAUGCAAAUUGUAACAAAAAUUGCGGAUGUACAACUUCAGCAUUUGAACCAAUCUGUGAUUCAAACCAAACCGUUUAUUUUUCCCCUUGUCACGCAGGUUGCACAAAUGUAACGUUUGUUAAUGGUGAAAAGUCAUACUACAACUGUUCGUGUAUAUCGACACCAAACAAUACUUCCGUUGCUGACGCCAUUAACGGAAGCUGCACAGAAAAGUGCCAGUGGUUUUACGCUUUUUGUGUUUUGUUAUUUGGCAUAAUGUUUUUCACCUUCAUGACAAUGUCCCCAGUCGUGACAGCAAUUUUCAGAUGUGUUCCCGACAAUCAGAGAUCUCUAGCAUUAGGACUACAGCUUUUAAUUGGUCGUCUUUUAGGAACAACUCCAGGACCCAUUUUUCUUGGAUACAUCAUUGACAGUACCUGUACAAUCUGGCAAGAAGAUUGUGGCAAAACCGGCUCGUGUUGGACCUACAACAAACAUGACCUUGGUGUGCGCAUAUUGAUUUGGUGGCUGGCUUUAAAAGUCGUUGGGGUUAUAUUUUUCUACAUUGCAUACAGACUAUAUAAGCCACCUCCUAUUGAAGACAAGAGUCAAAAUAUGGACAUAAAUACAAUCCAAAAUAAUGCUACGAAAGAUGAAACCAAGUUGUAGUCUUACAUUUGCGUUUACGUAGUUUUACCCAAAGUAUUGUAGCUCAUUUUAUGUAAUUUUAAAAUAUAUUUAAAACUUCCGAUCAGUUUAUUAAAUUUCGUUUUUGUUUUAUUUUAUCGGUGUUUGGUUGUCUGUGGUUAUCUGAUGGCUGAUAUUUAAUAAAAAUUUACAAAAACUGA